Messenger RNA from Chara braunii, 1217 nucleotides. NCBI's taxonomy places the organism in Eukaryota, Viridiplantae, Streptophyta, Charophyceae, Charales, Characeae. The record is from the annotation of a GenBank genome assembly.
GCUUGGGCUGAGGUGCAUGAUUUGGGCUUUUGGAGGACACCACGUGCGACGAAGUUAGCGGCUAUUCUUCACUCGACAUUCAGCACCUAUGGCCGGAUACAGUGAUCCACGGGACUACGGACAUGGCGACCAGAGGGGGUAUGGUAGCGAUCAGAGGGACUACCAUGGCGAUCGAAGCAGCUACGACCGGCGACCUAGGCGGAUGGUGACGUGCUACAACUGUGACGAGCAGGGGCACUACGGUAAUCAGUGUCCGCACCCGCACAGGCAAAAUAAUUCUAGACCAUGGACAUCCUCUGACUCUCAACGGGGGAAAUCUGCAUCGCCUCGGCAAUUUCCACGCCACACGUCAUCUAGCGAUUCGAUCCAUUCCACAGUGGCAGAAAUUGGAAAAAGCCUGGCAGCGGUAUGCCAAUACGUGGAAAACGAGCAGCAGAAGAAAGCUGCCAAGGAAUGCAAGAAGAUGGAGAAGAAGGAAGUCGAAGAACGAGCGGAGAUCGAACGACGAGAAAGGGAGCUGAAGAAGAAAAAGAAGGAAGACAAGGCGCGGAAGGAAGCGGAGCUCGUGAAAGAAAUUAACAAGAACUUGGAUCUCAGGGUUGCUGUACAGGUUGCUCAACCAGUGUCAUCAGGAUCCGAAAGCAGUGCCAGUAGUAGCAAAACGGAAGAACUCAGCAAUCGGAUGCGCAACCUAUGGCAUUGCAUCAAUGAGAAGAGGAAGCGGGGAGAGGAACCUGUCUUCGAAGACAGUCCUCCCAAUGGCAUGGAAUUGCCACCGAAACGGACCCUGAGGAAGAUGGGGAAACCAGUCAACUUGACUGCGAGGAUCACUCGCUCCAAGGCAAAGAAGAACUCGACAACACCCCGGAAGACUCCAGCAUCGAUCCGAAAGAAGGAGAUACGGGCAUCGAUUGGAGUAAUCGGACGUUUGAAGUUCGAGAAGCAGGUCAUGCAGGAACUGAAGAAUCUCGACGCUUUGGUCCCGCAAAACGUGUGCCGCGAUGAAGGUAUCCCGUAUAACGGUAAGUUCGAGGCUAUCUUCGACAUAGUCGCGCACCGUACGAAGGUCGCGUACGGAACUGAUGAGGAGGAGGACACAGAGUCUACGCAUGAAAAACAAGCGGAUGACAAGGCAGAAGGUGAGGAACAGCAUGUCGUUGAGUGAUGUGGUUUCAGCGUAGCCGAUCUUUGGAAGAUUAUUAGUUGCCUUACUAAGU